AUGGAGUCUCCGCUCCCCAAAGCGCCUCAGAAAAGGCAAGUGACCAUCACUAUUUUCUUGUUUCUACUGUGGGAGGUGGGCAGUGUAACCGUUAAGUAUUCCAUUCUAGAAGAAAGAGACAGCGGUUCUUUUGUGUCCAACCUAGAAAACGAUCUAGGGCUGGGCAUAGGGGAGCUGGCCAAGAGGGGCGCCCAGAUUCUUUCCCAAGGGAAUAAACAGCACUUAGAGCUUGAACAAAAGAGUGGGAAUUUGCUCCUAAAAGAAAAAUUGGAUCGAGAGGAGUUGUGCGGGGACACGGAUCCAUGUAUACUGCAUUUCCAGGUGUUAGUGAAAAACCCGGUGCAGUUUAUUCAAGGUGAACUACACCUCCAAGAUGUAAAUGACCAUGCCCCAGAAUUCUUGGGAAAGGAAAUMCUCCUUAAAAUCGCGGAAAGCAGCCAACCAGGGACUCUGUUUCCUUUGGAAAUAGCUCAAGAUUUGGACGUUGGUAGCAACACAGUUCAGAACUACAUAAUUAGCAGCAACUCCUAUUUUCACCUUCUCACUCGCAAUCACAGCGACGGCAGGAAAUACCCCGAGCUGGUGCUGGAAAAAGCCCUGGACCGAGAGGAGCAACCCGAGUUCAGGUUAACCCUCACAGCUCUGGAUGGUGGGUCUCCGCCCAGAACUGGAACUUGCCAGGUUCUCAUCCUGGUUUUGGACAUCAAUGACAAUGCCCCUGAAUUUGCUCAAGGACUCUACCAGGUGCAGAUCCCAGAGAACAGCCCUGUAGGUUCCCUUGUCAUAAUCGUCACCGCUAGAGAUCUAGAUGCUGGGAUCUAUGGGGAGCUCACCUACUCAUUUUUCCAAUCCCCAAAUCAAGUCAUUCAGGCCUUUGAAAUAAAUAAAGCCUCAGGAGAAAUUAGAUUAAAAAAACUGUUGGAUUUUGAAGAAAUUGACUCUUACCACAUAGAAAUUGAGGCCUCAGAUGGUGGAGGUCUUUCAGGAAAAUGCACUGUCGUCAUAGAAGUGAUGGAUGUAAAUGACAACGCCCCUGAACUGACUAUGUCAUUACUUAUCAAUGAUAUCCCAGAAAAUUCCCCAGAAACUGUAGUUGCUAUUUUCAGAAUUUCAGAUCCAGACUCUAAAGACAACGGAAAAAUGAUGUGUUCCAUUCAAGACCAUCUGCCCUUUAUUCUGAAACCCACAGUAGAAAACUUCUACACUUUGGUCACAGAAGGAGCACUGGACAGAGAAACCAGAGCCCAGUACAACAUCGUCAUCACCGUCACCGACUUGGGGACACCCAGGCUGAAAACCAAGCACAACAUAACCGUCCUCGUCUCCGACGUCAACGACAACGCCCCUGCCUUCACACAAACAUCCUACACACUGUUGGUGCGCGAGAACAACCAGCCCGCUCUGCACAUAGGCACCAUCAGUGCCACUGACAGAGACUCAGGCACCAACGCCCAGAUCACCUACUCGCUGCUGCCAAACCAGGACCCGCACCUGCCUCUCGCCUCGCUGGUUUCCAUAAACGCAGACAACGGGCAGCUGUUCGCGCUGAGGGCGCUGGACUUUGAGGCCCUGCAGGCAUUCGAGUUCCACGUGGGCGCCACAGACCAAGGCUCUCCCGCGCUCAGCAGCCAGGCGCUGGUGCGAGUGGUGGUGCUGGACGACAAUGACAACUCGCCCUUCGUGCUGUACCCAAUGCAGAAYGCCUCUGCRCCCUGCACWGAGCURGURCCCAGGGCGGCAGAGCAGGGCUACCUGGUCACCAARGUGGUGGCRGUGGAYRGAGACUCGGGCCAGAACGCCUGGCUGUCAUACCAGCUGCUCAAGGCCACGGAGCCAGGGCUGUUUGGCGUGUGGGCGCACAAUGGCGAGGUGCGCACCGCCAGGCUGCUGAGUGAGCGCGACGCGGCCAGGCACAGGCUGGUGGUGCUGGUCAAGGACAAUGGCGAGCCUCCGCUGUCUGCCAGCGUCACGCUGCACGUGCUGCUGGUGGAUGGCUUCUCCCAGCCCUACCUGCCGCUCCCGGAAGUGGCGCCUGAGCACGCGCAGGGGGACUCGCUCACUGUCUACUUGGUCAUUGCCUUGGCCUCUGUGUCAUCUCUCUUCCUCUUCUCUGUGCUGGUGUUCGUGGCGGUGAGGCUGUGCAGGAGGCGCAGGGCGGCGCCGCUGGGUGUCUGCUCUGUGCCUGAGGGCCACUUUCCUGGCCACCUGGUGGAUGUCAGUGGCACCGGGACCCUGUCUCAGAAUUAUCGAUAUGAAGUUUACCUGGCGGGAAGUUCUGAGACUAGUGAGUUCCAAGUUCUUAAACCAAUGCUCCCCAACUUACUGGGUGAAGGUGCUGAUAAGAAUACCGAAGAAAACCGUAACUUGAAGAAUCAUUUUGGGUUCAAUUAGGAAUCUGACAACAGGUUGU
This is a messenger RNA of Urocitellus parryii (Arctic ground squirrel), 2410 nucleotides long. Its product is annotated as protocadherin beta-17-like. Gene Ontology annotation, cellular component: plasma membrane. Gene Ontology annotation, molecular function: calcium ion binding. The record is from RefSeq and is a predicted model, not a curated record. Lineage: Eukaryota; Metazoa; Chordata; Mammalia; Rodentia; Sciuridae. Gene Ontology annotation, biological process: homophilic cell-cell adhesion.